AUGACGAUUUCUAAUGAUUCGAAAACAAACGGGGUUAAACCAAGUUUACCUACAAACCAUCCAGUUUGGAAACGAUGGGUCCGCUUCAGAGGCAAAGAUGGUGAAAUCUACGGAGGCGAGCCUGUAAAUGCGAACAUUGAUGUGGGCCAGGCCAUAGAAAAAAACUUUGAAGUGGCUGUCAAAGUCGUGGCUGGCGGCUCAGCGUUGGAUUAUGACGCUUCCUUUACUGGUGAAAUCAAGGUCAUUGAUCAGCUUCUAUCUCCAGUGUCACAAAAAGAAGCUGGAACUAUUCGCUGUGUUGGUCUCAAUUACAAGGAGCAUGCCGCUGAGAUGAAGAUGACUCUUCCAAAAACACCAACCGUUUUCCUCAAGGCAGAGACCUGCAUUGCUUCUGCCGCCGAUCCAAUCAUAUUACCUCCCAAUGUGGCUUAUGAUGAAGCAGACUAUGAGGUUGAGUUGGCCGUGGUCAUUGGCAGGGAAUGCAAGAAUGUUUUAGUUUCUGAAGCAUCGAACUACAUUCUGGGAUAUUCCGUCGCCAAUGACGUGACCGCCCGCAAGCAUCAGGAACAGACUUCGCAAUGGUCGUAUGCAAAGGGCAUGGACGGUUUCUGUCCUCUCGGCCCAUGUAUUGUUUCCACAGAGCAAAUCCCCGAUGCUGCCAUUUUGAAUCUGAAGACCUCUCUCAACGGGAAGAUUAUGCAAAAUGGAUCUGCCGACGACAUGAUAUUCAGUAUACCCGAAAUUGUCUCUUAUCUAUCUCAGGGUCACACCUUAUUGCCUGGAACGGUCAUCAUCACAGGGACACCUUGUGGAAUUGGUAUCUCACAGAAGCCCCCACAAUUCCUUCAGCCGGGGGAUGAACUACGAGUGAGUAUAAGCCAUGGAAUCGGUACACAAGUAUGCCCAAUUUCGAGAGUAUAA
Molecule: messenger RNA, 921 nt
Organism: Penicillium canescens
Lineage: Eukaryota; Fungi; Ascomycota; Eurotiomycetes; Eurotiales; Aspergillaceae
Product: fumarylacetoacetate hydrolase family protein
Exons: 6
Coding region: 1-921 (306 amino acids)
Molecular function (GO): acetylpyruvate hydrolase activity
Source: RefSeq, a predicted model, not a curated record